This is a messenger RNA of Aphidius gifuensis, 642 nucleotides long. RefSeq names its product meiosis regulator and mRNA stability factor 1-like. Gene Ontology annotation, biological process: post-transcriptional gene silencing. Gene Ontology annotation, cellular component: cytoplasm; peroxisome. The coding region runs from base 1 to 642 and encodes 213 amino acids. The transcript is spliced from 3 exons. Gene Ontology annotation, molecular function: CCR4-NOT complex binding; mRNA base-pairing post-transcriptional repressor activity; RNA nuclease activity. The record is from RefSeq and is a predicted model, not a curated record. Lineage: Eukaryota; Metazoa; Arthropoda; Insecta; Hymenoptera; Braconidae.
AUGAUUGAGCUGAAUGUUGAAAAUCAACCAAACCUAAGCAAACAAGAACCAGUAACAAAAUCCCAAUCAUCAUCAUUAAAUUCCAUGGCAUUAUUCUGGGAUAUAGAAAACGUCCGUGUACCAAAAGGCAAAACAGCUGAAGUUCUAACACAAAUUGUUAGGAGUACAUUUUCUAAUGGGUAUAAUGAAAUUGAAUUUGUUGUUGUGUGCGAUGUCACGAAAGAAACUGAAAAAGACAUUAAAGAUUUAAUUAAAUCAAAGGUCAAGUUGAUCCAUAUUUCAUCAACAUCUAAAAACGCAGCUUAUGAAAAAUUAAAACAAUCAGUGCGUAGAUUCGCUGAUAUUCACGGUAAUACAGCAACAGUCGCAUUAAUAUCAAGUGAUAUUAAUUUUGCUCCUGAUCUUAGUGAUCUUCGACAUAGGAAAAAAAUGUAUGUAAUAUUAUUGCAUAACAAUCAUCCAUCAAAAGCACUCAUUUCAUGUGCCAAUGAACAUCAUAACUUGAUCAAGCUUAUGAAACGAACAAGUGAAUCAGCCAAGGUUCUUAAACCUCAGAAAAACUUUUCAAUUAACAAUCAUCCAAUUAAACGACCAACAAAAUCAGAAUCAUCAUCAUCAUUAACUCCCAUUGGCAUAUACUAG